AUGGCAGUUGAGAAGUCCUUUAUAGCAAAAGACGUUACUGAAUUGAUUGGUAACACCCCAUUGGUGUACCUCAACAAUGUUGUGGAUGGUUGUGUUGCACGUAUUGCUGCCAAACUAGAGUCCAUGGAGCCCUGCUCUAGUGUGAAAGACAGGAUUGGUUAUAGUAUGAUUGCGGAUGCAGAGGCUAAGGGCCUAAUCACACCUGGAAAGAGCGUCCUCGUUGAGCCAACAAGUGGUAACACUGGGGUGGGAUUAGCCUUCAUGGCAGCGGCCAAGGGCUACAGGCUUAUAAUCGCGAUGCCUGCGUCGAUGAGUCACGAGAGAAGAAUCAUUCACCGCGCUUUCGGAGCUGAGUUGGUCCUCACCGACCCCGCAAAGGGCAUGAGAGGAGCCGUUCAGAAGGCCGAAGAGUUGUUUGCUAGGACCCCCAAUGCCUACAUGCUUCAGCAGUUUGAAAAUCCUGCCAACCCCAAGGUACAUUAUGAAACCACAGGACCAGAGAUAUGGAAGGGAUCAGGAGGGAAAGUAGAUGCUCUAGUUGCUGGAAUUGGUACAGGUGGUACUAUAACAGGUGCAGGGAAGUUCCUUAAAGAGAUGAAUCCAAACAUUAAGCUUUAUGGUGUGGAACCAAGUGAAAGUCCUGUUCUUUCUGGAGGCAAGCCUGGUCCACACAAGAUCCAAGGAAUAGGGACUGGAUUUGUCCCUGGUGUUUUGGAACAAGAUAUCCUUGAUGAAAUAGUUCAAGUGUCAAGUGAGGAAGCGAUUGAAACUGCAAAGAAAAUUGCACUGAAAGAAGGUUUACUUGUAACUAAUGUUCUAUCUAAUGUGCUGCAGGUAGGGAUUUCUUCAGGAGCCACUGCUACUGCUGCACUUAAGAUAGCAAAAAGACCAGAAAAUGCUGGGAAGCUCAUUGUUGUGAUUUUUGCAAGCUUUGGGGAAAGAUACCUGUCCUCUGUCCUGUUUGAUUCAGUUAAAAAGGAAGCUGAAAACAUGACUUUCGAGCCCUGAGCUUUUCCUUGGUUUUCA
Morus notabilis is the source of this 1026-nucleotide messenger RNA. Its product is annotated as cysteine synthase. Bases 1 to 1008 code for a protein of 335 amino acids. The record is from RefSeq and is a predicted model, not a curated record. The transcript is spliced from 10 exons. NCBI's taxonomy places the organism in Eukaryota, Viridiplantae, Streptophyta, Magnoliopsida, Rosales, Moraceae. Gene Ontology annotation, molecular function: cysteine synthase activity. Gene Ontology annotation, cellular component: cytoplasm.